CACAAAAGAGACACUUUUUCUAAUCAUAAAAAAAAUGAUUUAGUUUUUGUUAUUGUUUAAAAAAAAGUGUCUCAUUUGUGUGUCUAAGCACUGCUUUUUUGAUUUUGUAACCAUGUAAAACUAGCUCCUUCCUAACUCAUGCAGAUUUCAAAAUACUUCCUUUUCAUCCUCCUUCAAGACCACAAAAAGAAAGAAUUUAACAAUCAAAAUAAAUAAAUAAAAGUGCACAGGUUAGAUUCAAAAAGGAGAAUUGGAAGCAAAGCAAGAUUAAAUACUACUUAUUAGCUUUAUUCCUGAUUCGAAAAAGCAAGUGGAGCUGAACUUGAGUCUCCGCCAUCAUGAGUGUGACAGUCGUUGCAGUAGAUUUGGUUGUAUCAGUGGUAGCUAAACUCCUGAUUGAAGAGUAUGCAGUGUUGGGGUAUGCUGUGAGGCAUGUAGAAUGGAUUGAGAAAGAGCUGAGGUCAAUGCAGGGAUUGUUAGAACAGGUUGAAAAGCGAGGGGACGGUGAACAGGAAGAAGCCUUGAAAGACUGGGCAGAAAUGUUGAAGGACGUUGCUGGUGAUGCAAAGAAUGUGAUAGAAACGUUUGUGAUAAAAUCAGGGACGAGAAGGAGGAGAGGAGCUCUGUAUUUGUUAGACAAACACAAAGUUGGGAAAGAGUUGGUGGAGAUCCGCACGAGGAUGAGAGAAAUCUCUCAGUUUGGAAUGAACUUAAACACAGGUGUUAGUGUCUCCGUUGAAACUCAAGGAGAAGCAAAACCGUCAUGGUCAUCAACAACCACCUCAGUAGUGGAGAAGCUUGAUCGCAUUCUGAGUCAAACUAUAGUUAAUGAUGAUAAGGUGAUUGAGAUGGUAGAACGUGUAAAAAAUCAACUCAUUGAGCUGCAAAAUAUUGCGAAUAAUUUGAAGUCAACAAAUGAAAGAGAAAAUGUGUGGUUGGAAGAGGUGAAGGAGGUCUGUAAUUAUACGCAAAGUGUUGCAACAAAUUUCAUCCUUGGCAAGGAAAGAUGGUCUAAAAUGGGUUGGCUUAAGAAGGUUGUUUAUCUUCCAGUGAAUUAUGCUUCCGAAAAUCAAUUUAAGAAGAAGAUGAAGUAUAUUAGGACUCAAAUUGAAGAUGCACUUCACAGAAGUUUUACUUUUGGAGUUGGUGGACAAGAGAGAAUGGGAGACAACAAACAAACAACAAUCUUUCCAGUUGAGAUAAUUCCUGAAGUAAUCUCUGUGGGUAUUGAGUUUGUUCUUUAUGUUUAUAUCCCUGACAAUGUUAACCAGGCGUUGUUAUUCUUUAAUGCGCUAAUCCCUGUAGCUCUGAACUUAGUUGUAAAAAGUGGGAGGGGAGAGGAAAACUCCAAUAAGGAGAGAAGAAGAAUAGCAAUAUCAAAACUGGUCGCCAGAAUCUUAAUUUACUCUUUUAUUAAUUAUAUGUUGAUUAUUAUCGUGUCACAGUUUCUCCCAGUCCGUGUAGCACUCCUUUUCCAAUUGAUUAUUCCAUUUUAUGAUGUUAUUGUCUGGAUUGUGAAGUUGUGGAGGUCUUUGAACAAGAAUUUGAAGUGUACGCAAAGAUAUUUAGCUUUAAUGCAUGCGUUUCUUAAUGAUACGACAGAAAGUGUUACUCUGAAUGAAAGACAGAAGGUAUGGGUGGGUCAAGUGAGAGCUGUAACUCAAAAUGGCCAGUCCCUUAUUGCAUUUCCAACUCCAACGGCUGGUUGUUUGAGCAGAAGAAUUAUGUUUCCCAAGGACAUCGAGUGCUUGUUGAAGGAGAUUCUUAAUAUCUCACACAGGAAGACCAUUUAUGGCAUUGAUGCUGCAAAUAUUCAACAACAAAAGCUAGUACCAGCAGCACCACCACCACCACCGGUUGCCUCCUCCUCCACGUCCUCGUAUCGGCGUGUCACAGGGCUCAAACACAAGGUCCUAUCAAUCAGAGGGGAAAAGGAAUUGAUGGAUGCACUUUUUGUGGAUGCUGGUGAGAUGGAAGGAGAACUAGAUGGAAGAUCCAGAAUCUGGGUGCAGCAGAUGAGAGAUAUUUCCAAUGAAAUUGCAUCUGUCCUUAACGACUACAAUGCUAAAUUGGAGCAUGAGCUGAUUCUCAAAUACUUUUUCAAGUGCAAGACUCGAAGUAUUAUUAGGAAGAAGAUAGAUGACAUCUUAAACAAAAUUGAAGAUGCCUCUAGAAGAAGAAAAGCGUAUGGUAUGGUACAAUUUCAGACCCGUGCUGCCGACACCUCGUCGUCGACCACGGUUCAAAUAUUACGUGGCAGGACGCAGCUGCCUCUCGUUGCUAAAGAAUCACGUGUCAUUGGAUUUGAUGAUGAAGCACACGUUUUGAUGGCUCAGUUACUGUCAGAUGAGAAACGUCGCUGCAUUACAUGGAUUGUUGGAAUCGGAGGCACCGGUAAGACAACACUAGCCAAGUUGAUAUUUGAAGACAAGACUGUUGCUGAUCAUUUUGAGUGUCAAGUAUGGGUGUCAAGUUGUAAGCCGGCUCAACGGCUUCUCCAACAAAUUGCUAAUCAAAUUACACCAGACUCCUCUUUCUCCUCCUCCAGUGACGUUCUCCAAACCUUGGCACAUAAAAAGUAUCUAAUAGUUAUUGAUGGGAUAGAAGAAACUUCCAAAGUAAUCUUGGAUACCUUGUUGAGUAAGGCCAUACCUGAUAUGUCAACUGGCAGCAGACUUCUUCUUACCACUCGCAAGACAAAUUUAGCCCACCAAUAUGCAGCAGAUACAACCUUUGUUCACCCACUACAGUUAUUAGAUGAUGAAACUAGUUGGGUGUUGUUUACAAGACAUUUGAAGGUGGACAGUCCUCUAGAAGAAGAACUCGUGAAAGUUGGAAGAGAAAUUAUGAUGAAAUGUGGGGGCCUGCCAUCACAAAUAUUAAAAAUGAGCUGUUUACUUUCAGAUGCCACACUUACACUUGAGGAGUGGUCAAGCGUGCUGGGGAGGCAACAGUUCAAUGAAGAUCAAAAACAAAGUUGGUCUGAAACGCUUAAAACAAUCAAUACAGACUUACCUCUCUAUCUAAGGAGAUGUCUGUCUUACUUAGGCCUAUUCCCUAGUGAAUUUGGGAUUCCUGUUAGAAGAUUGGUUGUUUUGUGGGUUGCCGAGAGUCUGGUGCAUCAUGCUGCAGAACAAGAACAAGACCAAGAGCCCCCAGAGCAUGUUGCAGAAAGGUACUUGACAGAGUUGAUAGAUCGGAAUCUCAUUCAAAUUGCCAAGAGAAAGCACAAUGGCAAGGUCAAAACAUGCCGUCUCCCAUAUGCUUUGCGACAAUUCUGGUGGACGAAAGCUAACGAAUCCAUAUUUCUCAAACCCGACCCUGCCACAUAUUCCAAUUCAGAUCCAAAAAACUCCAUCAUUCGUUGGGUGACAGAUCAUCUUAAUACCAAUCAUAUCUGUUAUGAUCAUAUUCAUGGUGAUGCUGACAGUACUAGAAAUGAUUCAGCUUCCCUGAGAACCUACUACAAGGAUGUUCGUUCCUUUCUGUCUUUCGAUGCUCGAGAGGGAAGUAAACCUGGCCAAGAAAUAGGCAACUUCAUGAAGGUAUCUAUUUUGGCCGAUUGUUUUUUACUCUUACGGGUUCUUGAUCUUGAACGCGUUUACAAGCCCAAAUUGCCUAAAACCAUAGCAAGACUUUCGCAGCUGAGGUAUCUUGGUUUAAGAUGGACUUACUUGGAGUCACUUCCAUCAUUUAUAAGCAAGUUGUUGAAGCUACAGACACUUGACCUCAAACAUACUUAUAUACAUACUCUACCUACCUCCAUCUGGGAGAUGGAACUGAGGCACUUAUUCUUGAGUGAGACCUUCCACAGCAGAUUCCCACCUCAACAAAAGGAUCGUUUUUCUCUCAUCAGAUUUCUUCUGCCUCAGCGAAGAGAUAAUUUUCUGCAAGAUCUUCAGACACUGUGGGGACUCUUUGUAGAUGAGGAGACUCCAGUGAAGAAUGGCUUGGACACACUGGUCAAUAUCACAAAAUUGGGAUUAGCAUGCCAACAAAUGUCAUUAGAGCAAGAAGCUAUGACAAAACAACUUGACACAGUGGCUGAUUGGAUUGCCAAACUAGAACAACUUCAAUCACUAAGACUAAAAUCAAGGGACGAAAAAGGGAAACCUUGGAUUUUAUGCUUGAAGUCCUUCAGAAAUAAUGUAAAUCUCACUGACAUGUAUUUGCUAGGAAAAUUGAGCAGUUCAUCUAUUUUGUCCCAAUUUCCGAAUAGCCUCGUUGAACUUACCCUAUCACAUUCAAAACUAGAGAAGGACCCCAUGCAACUUUUGAAAGAAUUAUCAAAUCUUCAAACACUGUGUUUACUCGCAGACUCUUACGUGGGACAAACCAUGCAUUGCCAAGCUCAAAAAUUUCCUCAACUUCAUGUCUUGAAAUUAUGGGUGCUGCAACAACUAGAGGAAUGGAUUAUAGAACCAGGAGCACUCCCCUGUCUCAGACAGCUGGAAAUCAGAUCGUGUUCGCAAUUGAAAAUGCUUCCUUAUGGACUAAUGAAUGUCAACACUCUGCUUGAGUUGAAAUUAACAAACAUGCAAGAGGAAAUCAAUGUUGAUGCACAUAAGUAUAACAACAUCCUACCCAAUUGUCAAGUGGUCAUAAACUAAUUUUCAGUAUAAUAUUUAAUAAUUGUUGUGGCUUUUCAAAAACAAAAAAUUGGUGUGUGGGAAUAAAGGAUGAUGAGUUAAUUUGUUCUUGGUUGAAAUGAAUGGUAUGUAAUAAGUAAGUUCAAUGUUUAUUUCUCUGUAGAAUUUGUAUUUCACAUGUUAUUUUCCUUAUUGUGUUGUGUGGUGGAAUCCAAAUAUUGUGUUUCAUAAUAAUAAAAAUAAUUUGUAUUUGGACAA
Molecule: messenger RNA, 4847 nt
Organism: Cicer arietinum (chickpea)
Lineage: Eukaryota; Viridiplantae; Streptophyta; Magnoliopsida; Fabales; Fabaceae
Product: putative disease resistance RPP13-like protein 2
Biological process (GO): defense response to other organism
Molecular function (GO): ADP binding
Source: RefSeq, a predicted model, not a curated record